AUGUCUACUGAAAGUGACGCCGUAGCCGGCGCAACCAUCGAACUCCUCGAAGAACGUCUUCGCCGCCUCACAUACCUCCUCACCGGCGCCACAGACUGGACCGGUGUCCCCAUCACGCCCGAGAAACCCACGACUCUCGACGACACCGUCGCCCGCCGCCUAGCACGUCUAGAAUCAGAACUAGAAAAGCUCAGUCGAGCCGUUCCCGCCGUACGGGACAUUUUGCAACUUCACGACCGAAACCCAGACCUCUUCCAAAAAACACCAACCCACGAUAUUCCCCCGGGCCUAACGCCCCAAACCCUCUCCUCAAUAGUUCUGUCCUACGCAACCGCAUUCCCGGAAACAUCAUCCCGCCUGACAUCGCUCAACGACCUUCCCGUACCAGACGCGCAAAGCUCGGCCUCGUUAAUUGAGCUGCAGCCGCAAAUGGAUCGGCUCGCGGAGCUGCAGACGGCGCAGGCGAAGCAGAUCUCGGAGUUGAGGGUGCGCUCGGCUAGGGUGCUGCAGAGGUGGUAUGAGGUGGGCCUUGUGGGGAGUGGGGAGGUUUGGGCUGAGUGGGAGGGGAGGAUUGAGGGUGUUGAGAGGGAGAUCAAAAGGGUGGAGGUUGGGAGGGUAAGAAGGGAGGAGGUUUAG
Messenger RNA from Penicillium soppii, 636 nucleotides. Its product is annotated as putative nuclear distribution protein RO10. Gene Ontology annotation, cellular component: dynactin complex. The coding region runs from base 1 to 636 and encodes 211 amino acids. The record is from RefSeq and is a predicted model, not a curated record. The transcript has 2 exons. Lineage: Eukaryota; Fungi; Ascomycota; Eurotiomycetes; Eurotiales; Aspergillaceae. Gene Ontology annotation, biological process: cytoskeleton-dependent cytokinesis.